Gamsiella multidivaricata is the source of this 4047-nucleotide messenger RNA. RefSeq names its product Glycerophosphoryl diester phosphodiesterase family-domain-containing protein. The transcript is spliced from 10 exons. The record is from RefSeq and is a predicted model, not a curated record. Gene Ontology annotation, molecular function: glycerophosphocholine phosphodiesterase activity; protein binding. Gene Ontology annotation, biological process: glycerophospholipid catabolic process. The coding region runs from base 100 to 3951 and encodes 1283 amino acids. NCBI's taxonomy places the organism in Eukaryota, Fungi, Mortierellomycota, Mortierellomycetes, Mortierellales, Mortierellaceae.
UUCAUUUAUUCAUUUUCGUCUCUUGCCUCCCUCUUUUCCUUUCUUCAUCUCUCUUUGCCCUCCAUUCCUCCCCCAUAGUAUCUUCGUCCAUUUGGCAGCAUGAAGUUCGGCAAGGCCCUCUCCAGGAAUCAGAUCCCUGAGUGGAGCCGCCACUACCUCUCCUACAAGGGACUCAAGAAAGAGAUCAAGAAUGGCCAGGAGGCUCUUGUCAGUGGGGAAUCUUCCAUGGACGACGUUGUCACCGCGUUCAUCUUCUACUUGGACAGAGAGGUCGAAAAGGUCAACAACUUUUUUGUGUAUAAGCGUUCAGAGCUCGAGCGAAGACUCCGCAUCCUCUCUGAAAAGUCAAGGCGUCUUAAUCCCACCAUCAGCGCCGCCACAGCUGCUGGGACGCCGGCCGUACCAACUUCAGCUUCAGCACAUGCAGCAAUUUGCGACCCAAAGACACCUUCAAGACCAGGGUCCAAAGAGCGCCUGGACCUGUCAAUUGUGACCACGCCCAAGGGGUCUGUUUCAGGAGUAAGCGGAAACGCUUCUCUGGUCCCGCCCUCGCCCUUCAUCAGUGACCCCGAGGCCGAUGCAGAGUGUCUUCAAGCUAUGGUGGAUACCAAGGAGAUGCUGUCGAAACUCUCGUGGUUCGCCGAAAUGAACAGAAGGGCAGUCGAAAAGAUUCUUAAAAAGUUCGACAAGCGCAUGGUCACGGUCAGCCGCGAAGGCUAUCUGGCUACAAAGAUCAGCCUGCUUCCAUUUGUAUUUGACGGUCAGCUUCUGGAGAUGACUGUGACGAUCGACGUCCUCAUCCGGGAGAUGAGGGCCGUGGUUGCAGAUCAUCCUCCGUUCAGGUCCGGACUGUCUCCAAAGCGCGCCAGCAUCGAGUCCCGCAUGGGAUUGACAGAACAACAGAUCGGAGACGCGAUGAAGGCCGUAGAGCGCGACGAUGUGGACACUCUCAAGGCCAUUAUCGAUACGAGGUUGAAGGAGGCACCAGAAUUGAAGGAUGUAAUUUUAUCCUCUGCGCAGUCUGGACGUCUUGGACAACUUCCAAGAUCGCUCUUCAGGAAAGCAUGUGAAGAAAAGGCGUUCCGGUGCAUUACUUGGAUCAUGUCUUUCGGAGCUGGAACCCUUAUGGUCAAUGUCAACGAGCAAACUGUACUUCACAGACUGGCGAUCGAGGGCGGUAGCUUUACAAAAACGACCGAGACAAGCGACAACAUAUCUGAAGUUCAGGCCAAUGGUUCAAAGCACCAUCAUCAAGCGCCCGUGCUCCGGGACGAUCCCGAGUUGAUUGUAUUUAUCCUAAAGCAACUCUCGACCUGUGCACAACAGGAUCCCCUGUGCACAUUGAAAUCAACUGGGGAUAUCUAUGGACGUCGCCCCUUGCACUACGCGGCCAUGCAUGGCUUCCCCAACAUCACCAGGGCACUCAUUAACGAUUUAAAGUCCUCUGGGGAAUUCAUCAGCUUUUCAGAUCCCUACUGGUUUGAUACCGACGGAUUCACUCCCCUUAUUUACGCGGUGUCGCGCGGCAAGGCUAGCGUCUUGGAGAUUCUGGUUGAGGAAGGUGGGAUUCAGGAUGUCGAUGCAGUUACAAAUGCCUACGUCACCCAUCCUUCUCUCCCCAAGGUCCUGCCCUCGAUGCCCAAGACCGUCCUCAACCCCUUGAUCGGCUCAGAGGUCAACCUGCAUGCGGUAUAUACCUACACCCCUCUAUCGAUUGCAUGUCGCUUGGGACACGUUGACGCAGCCAGGCUCCUUGUACAGUUUGGCGCCAACUUGAAUGCCCAAGACGAGGACGGCGAAUCCUGCCUGAUCAUCGCCUCCAAGAACGGGCACACUGAGUGCGUGAGGCUGCUGAUCUCUGGUGCUGGAACCGGAGCAGGAGCUGGAGCCAACCUAGAAUUACGGGAACGGUACUACGGAUGGACCGCAUUGCAUCUUGCAGCUAUCGAAAACCAUCCUGAGGUUGUCAAGGUUCUGCUUGAUGCUGGAGCCAACCCCAAUGUCUACGACUAUUCCUCGUGGAAUCCUCACGAACAUGCCGUAUUUGCCGCCAAUAACGCCUGCGCAGCUCUGCUUCGCCCAGUUUCUCGCACCCUCGAUGAGAGACAGCAACUGUCGAAGCUGAAUGGAGGCGUCGAAUUGGGACAGGCAACACCGACUAAGGGCAGCCCAUCGUUUACUCAGCCCAUGCUCCAAGGCGCCUCUGGUUCUCAAUCACCAAAGUUCCAGCGAUCCGAUUCGCCUCCAAUGUCGAGUAGCAAAAGCAAUGCUAAGUUAUCCAAGACUGCGCAAAGGGCAUAUGGACACAAAUAUCUGGAAGAAGAGUCUCUGAUUGUAGUCACCCUGGGAUCAAACGAUUCUCGCAGUACUGUGGAGCCCAUCGAACUCUACCUGAAUGGGGAUAGCCAUUCUUUCUUGACAGCCAGUACGGCUUUUUCGCUCGAGAUCACAGCGGAAAAUGCGACGGCAGGAGAGAAAGUCAUAGUGGAUUUGCCUCUCAAGGAUUCGAGCUAUCAUGAGCAAAUUGUGUUCUAUGCACCCAAUCCAGAGGAAACCAUUCUUAACUUUUCGGUGUACCCCACAUUUGGCUCGUCAAGCAACAACCUGGUUGGACGUGGAACAGCGCUUCUGUCCAGUUUGGACAACUUGCGUAAGGAUGUCUUCAACCAGCAUCCGGCUAUGACGUCUCUGCAGGGGAUGAACAUGACGGUUCCUAUCUUUGGUGUCGAAAAGAUGAAUAUAAUCGGACGCGUCAGGGUCGAAUUCGCGGUCGUCCGUCCCUUCAAACACGAGAAUCUUAAAGUCGGGAGCAAGCACACGUACUGGAAGAGCCUGACGACAACGGUUAUUGGCCACCGUGGUCUUGGUAUGAACAGGAAGGUAUCGAACCUCCAGGUUGGGGAAAAUACUCUCCUGUCAUUUGUCACAGCCGCCAAUCUUGGAGCUGAAUAUGUCGAGUUCGACGUUCAAAUGACAAAGGACAUGGUCCCCGUUCUGUACCAUGACUGGACGGUGACGGAAACCGGAUUGGAUAUCCCUGUCAGCUCCAUCACACUGGAGCAGUUCCAGAACCUCUCGACUAAGAAGAGGCGCGGUCACCACGACAGCGGAUCGCAGCCAUCAUCGCCAAAACCGGACCAGCCGCGAAAUUUGUCAUUAGCCCCGCCACCUUCUUCAGCGUCGAAAUCGGUCCUUAGCAAGCCCGAGCUGAUAAGGAGGUCCACCCACGACUCAGAAAAUGAUUCCGUUAGAGAGAACAGCCCGCUGACAACACGGGUGGUGCGGUCAAACAGUUUAGGAGCCAUGUCGAAAAUGAAAGCCAUAUCGGCAGGGACAGAACCUGCCAAUCCUGCGGCCAAGAUGAAGGGCAAUGGUCUUGGGACUAUUCAGGCACCGUUCGCGACAUUGAAGGAUACGUUUGUGACGGUCCCAACCAGCAUUGGAUUCAACAUUGAGGUCAAGUACCCUAUGCUGGACGAAGCCGAGGACGCCAAUAUUCCACUGUACUCGUUUGAAAUGAACCGAUUCGUGGAUCGAAUCCUGCAGGAGGUCUAUGACCACGACCAAACCCACCCGGACCGCAAUAUCAUCUUCUCGUCCUUCCAUCCAGACAUUUGUCUGUUGCUCAAUAUGAAGCAGCCCAACUAUCCUGUCUUCUUUUUGACGGACGGUGGCACCUCUGUCGUGGCCGAUCGUCGCUGCAACUCUAUCCAGGGAGCUGUCCGCUUCGCCACCUCGAUCGAUCUGCUCGGUAUUGUCACACACAGCUUGCCGAUCAUCGAGGCACCCAACCUAGUCAGAGGCAUCAAGGAGACAGGAUUGCUGGUCUUUACCUAUGGCGCUGAUAAUAACGACGUCGAGAACGCAAAGUUACAAAGGAGGCAUGGUGUUGAUGCUGUUAUUGUUGAUUGUUUACUGGCUGUCAGGAAGGGACUACAACAAUCAGAGUAGAGGAUCGGUUGGACAUUGAAAUCAGAGAGAGAGAAAGAGAGAGAGAAUUAGACAGGGUAAUAACUAUAUUUUAGAGCAUCUUUAACUACGAUAGAC